ACCACCCAUUCAAAGCAAUGCCAGCAGAAGACCAGCAGAAGACCUGCAGCAGCGCCGCCCAUGACUCUGAUCCACACAGUUCAACAGAUUAUUUUAACCGGAUCCCGCCACAGACCGUUAAUAAUUCACUAACUCGGAAUGAACGGUAACCGCUGCUCGUCUGACGGCUGAAAAUUAAUCAGCGCAUAUCCGGAUUAUUAUAACGCAAAAAUCAAAGUAGCAAACGUCACCAUAAGGGUGUGCUGAUUUGUCUUCUGGAGGGGCAGCACAAGGCUCCAUAAAAUGACCCAAUCUGUGCAUAUAACCUCCAAACUGCCAAAUCUUAGUGGCCCUUUUCAUUGCUCUACUGGGGAAGAAACAGAUCAAGGUGGCUCCUAUUCAGUACAGACACCCUACGGAUUUCACCUGGACCUUGAUUUUCUCAAGUAUGUUGAAGAAAUAGAGAGUGGACACAGCAUUCGUAGGGCUAAUGUGAACCCUCGGAGGGGAUCCCGGGGUGACCGUGGGUAUCAGAGGAAUUUGGGUACUGGUGGUCGGAACAGUGGCUGGACCUCCACUGAGUCCCUUUCCUCAACAACCAGCGAGAAUGGCCAAACUAACCAACCUUUUCUUCAGAGCCCCAUCACAUCACCUAGUAAAUCACAACCACUUUCCCCAUUACCAGUCAUCAGUCCCAGUCUGCCUACCUGCUCCAAAGUCCCGCCACCACCUCCACCACGUAAUCCUAGGGUAGAGAGAACGCUUCUUGAAACUAGCCUUCGACUGCAACAGGAGCAAAACCAGUUUUCCAAUGGAUUAGGCUCUAAUUUGUCUGACCUUUCCAAAGUGAGUUCCAAAGCCAGCGGAUCUAUUAGGGACUUCUCUCUAGCUUCUUCCCAGCUUUCUUCAGAUGCCCACUUGCUACAGAUAUCACCUGUUGUUCAGAACCCCAUUUCUGGGGUCUGGACCAGAGCAAGUCCUCAGACGUCUGGAAGGAGCACUCCAGCAUCCAACUCAGGGACACUGCCUCCUGGGCAGCUUCAGACAGUGCGAGAACAGAUGGCCACAGCCCUUAGGCAGCUAAGAGAGAUGGAAGAGAGAGUGAAAGGACUACCAGCUCUAGAAAGAGAAGUUGCCAUGCUCCGUGCAGAAAAAGGAAAGCUGGCUCAUGAACUUCAAAAGAAAACGGACGAACUUGAUGCAACACUUAAACUGCAAAUCUCCACUCAGACAGCAGUAGGAGCCUCCCAAUCAAGAUCUCCACCGUCGCCAUCACUUUGGAAUAAAAAGCCAGAAUGCAAAAGUGAUCAACAAGAGGUCAAGGAAAUAAAGAAACUAGCUGUUAUUCCUAUAGAAAAAAGAUCCAUAGCAGUAGGUAGUAACAAUCCCAUUGAGACUGUGGUUGUCUACAAUCGUCAAGCGGUCAAGGAUGCAGCUGUCGAAGCUACGAUUGAUGUUUGUCACGCAGCUAUUGAGACUGAAACUAGUGUCAUGCAUGAUGAGGGAAUUCAGACGGCAGUGGCUACAGAAGAUGUGGCAGUCUGGGUAAUAGAAUCAUUUCUGGGGCUACAAAGUGAGGCAGAACGAGAAAUUGAUGCCCUGCAACACACUAUCAAAUUUCAACAGGAGUCAAUCCAGGUUCUUGAGACACGAUUAACUGAAGUCAACCAAGAUCUUGAAGCUUUAAGGGCUCAGGAAUCUGAGAGGGCAUCCAAGAUUAUGUUGGACAGAGAGACAAUAGCAAAACCAGAGACAGCCAAUGCCCAAAUGGAAACAUGCCCUGAAGUUUGUUCAGUUGGAGUGUUGUUUCCAGAUGUGACUGAUCCAGAGUAUGCUUCAAAAAAUGACCAAAGCAUUCAAACAGACCCUGUGGAAACUUCAAAGGAAAAAACGGUGGAGCUAGUAAGCAUUGGAAUCCAGUGGGAAUGUCUUACUGAUAUACAAGACACUGAAGAACAGACAACUUCAGCAGAGGCGGCAGGCCCUCUGAAGUCUAUUAUGAAGAGGAAGGAUGGGAGUGGUGCUGGUGCAGCUUCCAGCGGUGGCAAAAAGAGCCUGAAGUUUGUUGGAAUUCUAAAUGGAGGGUAUGAGUCGACCUCAAGCGAAGAGGAGGAAGAAGAGGAUGAAGAGAGUUCCUCUGAUGAAAGUGAGGCUGGUGUGUGUUCAGACAGCAGCGUGGAAGAAGGGGCAGCUCUAGAGGAUACAUCUGAUGAAGAGAUGAAUAUAAAUGUGGAUGAAAGCGACAGUGAUGAAAACAUGGCAGCUGGGACCGAAGAUUUAAAGGACCAGGAUGAGGAAGUGAAGGAAAAGUUUGAACUAAGUGCCAAAAUGCGUGAGGCUUGCCUGAUUUUAAAGAACCACCUUAAUGACGGAGCCAAAUCAGUGAAGAGUAAAGAAGUGUUGUCCAGCACUCAUACCGUUCAGCUGGAGUGGUUCAGAGUGUCCAGUGCAAAGAUGGCCCAGCCAUCACGUGUGUCAAAUUACCUGAUGGCUUUCUCAGAGGUCUCCCCCGUCCUGCUGGAGCACAUAGUCAACAUGACCGAUGGCAACGGCAACACUGCUUUACACUACAGCGUCUCCCAUUCCAACUUCACCGUGGUGGACCUACUGCUUGGCACAGGCAUGUGCAAUGUUGAUCAGCAGAAUAAAGCCGGAUAUACAGCUGUGAUGCUGGCAGCGCUUUCAGCAGUCAAGGAGGAGGACGACAUGGCAGUGGUCCAGAAACUCUUCCGUCUGGGCAACGUCAAUGCCAAGGCCAGCCAAGCAGGACAGACGGCUUUGAUGCUGGCCGUGAGUCACGGGCGACAGGAGAUGGUGCGAGCGCUGCUCGACUGCGGUGCUGACGUGAACAUCCAGGACGAUGAGGGCUCCACUGCUCUGAUGUGUGCAAGUGAACACGGUCGGGCUGAGAUUGUCUCCUUGCUCCUGGAGCAGCCAGGGUGUGACAUUUCAGUUGUGGACAAUGAUGGCAGUAAUGCUCUCUCCAUUGCUCUGGAGGCGUCCCACAAUGAUAUUGCUGUUCUACUGUACGCCCACAUGAACUACUCGAAAACACAGGCAGAUGUGCCAUCUAAAGCAAACACCCGAAGCCCAUCCAGUCCUAAAAAAACAUGGCCCUCAGAGUGACAUAUGGACAUAUUAACAACAAAAUGGAUAUGAAAACAAGACUAACUAGCUUUACUGGAAGAUUAACAAAGUCUGUGUUACAAGUUUAUAUAUAUAUAUAUAUAUUUAUAUUGUAUUCACUGAAUAUUCAUUUUUAUGCACAUAUUUAAUGCACUAUAAUGCAACAUUACUAUGUAAAAUACUUAUUAUUGUAGGUCAGACCAAUCAUUUUACUUUUAAUCUUCAACAGGUGUAUCUACUAUAGUAAAUUUCAUGUAAUAAGGAAAUAAGGUAUUUGGGAUAAGCACAGCUCAGCUGUAAUGUUAUUGUGAUUAUAUGGUUCACAAGCUGAACAUUUGUUUUGAUUAGCGGUCAGAAAAAGUACAAAUCAUACAUCAUCAUGAGAAUGAGAAUAAGACUGAAAUAUUGCGGCAGAUUAAGUUGAAUCAUUCAUAUUCACUUAAGAAGCUCAAGCCCUCAGUAACUACUUGUGUAUUAAACAUACAUUGUGGCUUCAUAAUGCAGGCAACCCGUGACCGCUAUAAUUACAGCAACAAACACCUACAUGAACUCCACCUUUGUUUUCUACUACAGUGAUUUAUUUUUAUCCUCUGAUAUAAUUGGAUAAAACUCCAAAAGCCAUUAUAUACAGUCUGUAAUGUCUGGAUCUGAUGGUGGCCCUUCAGCUGAGUGUUUUUUCUUCUUCUUAUUUUUGCAAUCUGUUAUUUGAACUGAAAGGACAUUGCCUUGCUUUAGAAAGGAGAAAUAUUUGCCUUCAGGAGAUCUUGACUGAUCACAGAAAGGUUGCAGAAUAGAACUUAAGAACUGAAAUCAGUCAAGAAUGGCCGCAAAACAUAAACAAAACUAGUGGCAUUUGAGAGAAAAAAUAGCACUUUUCAGUUGUUACGCUUAAACUCCUGACACUUUGUGGCUGUGAAAUGUUAAACAUUUCCAUAGUUGAUGUGAUGAACUACACCUGUGUUACCCUGGUAGGACACUUGAGUAAAGACUGUUGUGUGAGAUUUAUUUUCCAUUCAUAAUUAUUUGCUGACCAUCAGAGUUUGCUUGGUUUAUGAACUGCAAAACACUGAUUUCUGAAUUCAGCACUUUACAGAAAUUAACAAACCAGGUGUUGAAUUAAAUACCUGUAAACGUUUUAAACUAAACUAGAAUGUUUACUGUAGAUUUUAAAUACAGACAAAUCUUUAAUUUUGUCCAAAGAUGCAGCAGCGGCUCUGCAAACAGGCUAGGAAUGUUUCGGUUAUCUUCGGUAGCUGAUCAUUUAAACGUAUUUUGACAAUUCAAUUGUAUUAUUACUAUUAUUCCAGGCCUCAAGUAUGGUUUUGUAUAAGUUUUGGUCUGUCAGUAUUUUGUUUAUUGUGUAUUUUACUUGGGAUCUGUAUCUUUGUUUAAAUGAUUGUAUCAUGCUGUGCAGCUUAUGCUAUUUCAUUUAGCAGUUUUUUAGUAUACGAUUAAAGAAAAAUUGUAUGUUGUCAUAAAGUUAGCCAUUAAGAAAAUGCACCUCCCCUACAAAAGUGAAUUUUUUCUUAUAUACUUACAUCAGUGUGACCAAUAUAAAAAGGCUGGAUCAUAUUAAAACGCAAGAAACCUGGCAAAUCUUCAGGUCUGCUUGUCUUCAAAACAUAACAUUUAGUUUUAAAAAACAACACAAAAUGACACAGUAUAUGGCUGACAUAAAAGGCCACUUAAGUGUGUUUGAGAGUAUACACUUUAAUGACUAUGCUGCAAUGAAGCACACUUUGUAAUAAUGUCAAACUAAUAAAAAAUUGUACAUUUUUGUGCUUUAAAAGAAGUACUUAUUUUGAUAUGUUGAUUAACAUACUAAAGCAUGUGUAAAGUAUGCAUAUGAAAAUGAUAGAAGAUAGUAUGUAUAUUUGUAAAAAUAUACACAGUAAUAAUAAUAGUAUGUUAUACGUUAAUACGUUAAUAAUAAUACAAUUGUAAUUUGCAAGUUUAACAUUAUG
Labeo rohita (rohu) is the source of this 5069-nucleotide messenger RNA. It is a transcript of the gene kank3, whose product is annotated as KN motif and ankyrin repeat domains 3. The coding region runs from base 283 to 3105 and encodes 940 amino acids. Gene Ontology annotation, cellular component: cytoplasm; cytoskeleton. Gene Ontology annotation, biological process: negative regulation of actin filament polymerization. Lineage: Eukaryota; Metazoa; Chordata; Actinopteri; Cypriniformes; Cyprinidae. The record is from RefSeq and is a predicted model, not a curated record. The transcript has 11 exons. Gene Ontology annotation, molecular function: protein binding.